Molecule: messenger RNA, 561 nt
Organism: Meriones unguiculatus (Mongolian gerbil)
Lineage: Eukaryota; Metazoa; Chordata; Mammalia; Rodentia; Muridae
Gene: Lrcol1
Product: leucine rich colipase like 1
Exons: 5
Coding region: 1-561 (186 amino acids)
Biological process (GO): digestion; lipid catabolic process
Cellular component (GO): extracellular region
Molecular function (GO): enzyme activator activity
Source: RefSeq, a predicted model, not a curated record
AUGUCCGUCACGGCGUGGACAACGCUGCUGCUGCUGCUCUGGGCUGUGCCCAUGUUCCAGAGUAGGAAGACAAAGGUGACUUCAGCCUACAAGGGGAUCGGAGAGCGGUGUAAACAGAGUUCUGAGUGUCAGAGCGAUUGCUGUGUCACCAACAGCAUGGACCCACAGAAAUUCUGCACCCCCCAGACCAUGUUCUUGCAAUGUGUGCCCUGGAAGAAGCCGAAUGGGCACCCCUGUGAAGAGCACCCAGAAUGCCAAAACAACUGCUGCGUCAGGACUGGCUACAGCUCAGACAGGUUCUGCUCAGCAAAGUCUAUCUUCUUGCAGUGUGUGUCUUGGCGCAAGCCAGAGGGAGACGUAUGCCAAACCCACUCAGAGUGCUGGAGCCUGUGCUGCCUCCCACUGAGAGAGACCAGCCCUUCCCACUGUACAAAGCGAACUGGGCUCCUAGCUCUCUGCCUGCCAGUGGUCGUGGUGACAGGAUGUGUUGUGUCCUCAUUGCAACAACCCUCACUGGACCCAGAUUCUCAAAGGGAUGCCCAACAGCAGGAGGUGUCAUGA